GAUCACCUUCCAUGCCGCAAGAUGCUGUGCCUGGACCGCCGGGCUCUCUUCCUUCCUACCCUCCUCUCCCUCCUUUUCGCUCCCUCUUCUGGAUUUUUUGGCUGGCUGAGGCAGGGAGCAGCUCCAGAAAGAGACCCCAUCCCCCCGACACCAGCGCCGGACUCAAGGAGUCUCCCUAAUGCUCCCUUUGAGAUGACGACGGGGGAUGAGCGAUUCCUGGCUGAGGCCAGGCACCUGGAUCUGUCUCCACUGGACUCUUGUCACCACAAGGUUAUUGCCCAGAUCCACUCCUCCUGUACGGACCUGACGGAAGAGGAACUGGCCAAGCUGGGGGUGUCCCUGUUCAACUGCCAAGCGAGCGUGGAGGGGCGCAGGACCUAUCCCUGCACUGCCGACAUGCCCCUCGCAGAAUGUACCGCUGACAUGGACCCCGACACCUGGAACGCCUACCACAUCGUCAGCAACCGGGCCCGCGCCGUCUGCUACUCCACCCGCCAGAUGCAGUUCAAGCGCCGGACGGAGCACACGGUCAACACCCUGGUCUCCGCCGCCAUGAGUCAGCUGGAGGCCAUGAGGCUUCUGAAGGACGGCCAGGAGGAACUGAAAGAGCUGACAGCAGAGUCCCUGCACAAGGUGGUGAGCAGCCAGCAUGAGCUGCUGCUCCAGCAGGAAAAGCUGCAGGGCGGCCAGGAGGAGAUGGAGUCCUCCAUCCACAGCAACCUGGAGCAGCUGACUCAGGAGAAGGCCUUGAUUGCCAGCGGGCAGCAGCAGGUGGCUCAGCUCAUUGAGGGCAUCACCAAGAGGAUGGAGAACGUGAGCACCCACCUAGAUGACCAGGACUUGGAGCUGCAGCAAGGACACAGAGCCAUCCUCACCGACCUCACCCAGAUGCAAAGGCGAGCCCAGGAGGUCUACUCCAAAAUAGAGGCCGACCUGGCGCUGUUCCUGGCCUAUCAGAACCAGACAGCCCUGUACUACGACGAGCUGAUGGGGAAGCUGCACAGGAUGAACCAGAGCCUGGGCCUGGUGCUCUACGCCGUGGGUCACAUGCAGAGCAGCGUGGAGGGCCGGCUGCUGCACAUCCAGAGAUUCAUUGGCUGGGCAGGAGUCAGCCUCGGCGCCGCCUGCACCUGCGUCCUGCACGCUGCCUACUUCCUGCUCUCGGCUCUGCUCAUGACCUUCCUGCAGACCCCGGGCCUGCCCCGCGCCGUGCUCCUGGUCCUGGUCAUCUCCAACGCGCUCUCCGAGCUCAACCACGCCGUCUCCCUGGGCUUCACGUCCCUCACGCUCUUCCUGGUGCUCGUCGUCGCCGGUAACUGGCUGCUGGCGAGCGUGUGCUGCUGCGCCCGGAGCGCGAGGGGCCGGAAGCUGCCUCUGGCGCUCUCGCCGACUCCCCAGAGGGCAGCGGGGGCCAGCAGCCCCGAAGCAGAGCUCAAGGAUGGUCCCCGCUGUCAUAUCACCUCCACCCCUGACAGGGAGUGUGAAAUCGGCCUCUUGCAGGAAGAGCUGAACAAGCUGGAGAUGAGCUACCUGCAGGACGACUCCUGCCUGGGGAGGGUGUCCCCGCUGACGGGAAACCCCUUUCGGGAUGGGGGCGUGCCGCUGCCCCCUACAGGCUGGAAGGCACAGCCGAGAGCCGCUGCUCCGCCAGCUCCCUGCGUCCCCAUCGGGAACUUGCGCCGCAUCAGUCUGAGCCGCACCAGCAGGCACGAGGUGAUGGAGAGGCGGGCCACACUGGAGAGGCGCCACCUGGACCCCGCGUUCGAGCCCUUCUCUGACUUCAGGUCCUGGAGCCCGGACCAGUCCAUGGCUAGCGACAUGUCCACCUCUUCGAUGUCUCCGCGACGCCUGUGCCAGGGCAUCACCAAGGCCGGGCAGCCAUGCAGGAAGAAGGCCGUUCCCGGACAGGAGUUUUGCCAUGUUCACGUAUCUGGACAAGUAUCCUACACCAGCUGAGCCUUGGGGCUCUCCCUCGAACCUGUGCAGCCGCUAGGUUAGUCUGGACCUUGGGUGGUUGGCCAGGGACCUGUGGACUCCUGGAGUGCAGCUGGGGCACCACCCCCGCGUCUCAGCAAUAGCCAUUCUGUGGCAUUAUUUUAAACACUGCCUUUGAUUUUAAUGUGUACGUCUGAAUGGAGGGACUACGUCUGCAGAGGGCCCGGCCGCCCCUGUCUGGCAGCUUUUCUAGGGUCUCAUGGGGCUUCUUUGAGAAAAGCCCCAUUUUAAAUAGACCACCCUGCUCUGUGAAUGUUCCAACGUGUCUCAAAUGCUUCACCCCAUGAAAACUGCAGGAGAUGAGGAGCUUCUACGUUCACACUGACUCAGGAGCCAGUGGACUCUGUUUACAAGUCAAGCUGGCUUUUCUAGUGGCCACAGCUGCCCAGCUCCAGCUGGGUUCUUCCGGCCUGCUCCACCUCUGCCAGCCCUUGAGACACUCAUCUGGGUUUAGCUGAGCCGGCAGCACAGACUGCAGCUCCCUCAGCACCAUUGGGACAAACCUCUUGUCAGUAAAGAUGCCUGGGGUAAGAAGGUGCCAUGUUGGUAGCCAAGUUUUAUAUGGAAAUCUGCUGUUUGCACAUUGGUUUAAUAAACAACGUUUAUCUACUGCUGGGAUUUCCGUGUCUGUCUCAAAAGAAACCUGAGAGUUCCUGGGCUGUGGACAGGGGCUCCAACCUCUGGCUACAUGGGGAUGGGGUUGUAUUAAUUUAGAUGAAAAUAACGUUGGACAGUCAGGGUCCUGACAACACUUAACAGUAUUAACCAAGGUGUGGGGUUUGGUAUACAGAGACCUCAGCCUGCUUCGCACCAUGGCAAACCCACCACUAACCAUCCUUUUAACUUUUUACUACAGAUCCAGAAGGAAAAACUGUUCAAGCGUUUGAAAUGUAAAACACAAAAUCAGGCUUUCGUUUUCACGCCAUCCCUUGUUCCCGCUCCGUUCGCUUGAGAGAGGUUUUAGAAGGAAGCAGCCCCCCACACUCCCUUUAGCAGUCUUUUAGAUGCUAUUAAAGAUGCAAAUAACUGUUCA
Messenger RNA from Mauremys reevesii (Reeves's turtle), 3028 nucleotides. Its product is annotated as protein brambleberry-like. The transcript has 12 exons. Lineage: Eukaryota; Metazoa; Chordata; Testudines; Geoemydidae. The record is from RefSeq and is a predicted model, not a curated record. Bases 22 to 1956 code for a protein of 644 amino acids.